Messenger RNA from Amphimedon queenslandica, 2080 nucleotides. Its product is annotated as putative transporter arsB. Gene Ontology annotation, biological process: arsenite transport; transmembrane transport. NCBI's taxonomy places the organism in Eukaryota, Metazoa, Porifera, Demospongiae, Haplosclerida, Niphatidae. Gene Ontology annotation, molecular function: arsenite transmembrane transporter activity. The transcript is spliced from 2 exons. The record is from RefSeq and is a predicted model, not a curated record. The coding region runs from base 126 to 1922 and encodes 598 amino acids. Gene Ontology annotation, cellular component: membrane.
UUAAAAGGGAGAGCGAGAGCUAUCGCUCAUUCUAGAUCUUCAGCCUCUCUUUCGGUGUGAAGUUUCUGGUAAGCGAGCAAGCAGUGGUUGUCAGUGUCGGAGACAUCAAUAAAUAGAGAUACGGCAUGCACGACGCAGUAGCUCAGUUUGCUGUCCAUCAUUCCCUCCGGGAAGGAGAUGUGAAUAUGGGAGGAGGAGGCGGUGGAGGUGACGAAGAGGUCUGUGCGGCCAAUGAUCCAAAUCUGUACAUCAAAAUCAUGGGCACUAUCAUCUUCGUUGUUGUCUGGCCAUUCAUCGUCUUGGACAUGAAGUGGUUCCCUCUGGGUCGGCCUGCAGCUGCUCUUCUCGGUGGUGUUCUCAUGGUAGUCUUCAACAUUGUCAGUCAGGCCGAGGUGUACGAGAUUGAAGGUGAGAAAGGAAACCUGCAGACUAUGUUCCUCUUGGUGGGUAUGAUGAUACUGUCCUACUACUUCGACCGAGAGGGACUCCUGAGGCUUGUCUCGCUCUGGAUUUUUGGUCAUGGCAACAAGCCGUUCCAUGCUAUCUUGUGGAAAGUCUGCAUUCUCUCUGCUGCCUUGUCUGCUUUUGUCACCAAUGAUGCAACAUGCCUUGUUGUCACUCCUCUGCUCCUGUCUGCAUUCUGCAAGCAAGGUCGCAACCGAAAGGAACUUCUGCCACUCUGCUUAGGAAUCGCCACCUCAGCAAACAUUGGCAGUGCUGCUACUGUUUUUGGAAACCCACAGAAUGCUUUCAUUGCAUCGGCUGCUGGCGUUGCUCUUAUCGACUUCUUCAUUGCUGAGCUCCCAGCUGCUCUCAUUGGUACCGCUGUGAGUAUUGGCCUCCUGUAUAUCUUCUUCUUUAGGAUCAUCUUUAAGAAAGGCCGCUAUGCAGAGGAAGAAGACGGGACCGAGUCCAUACGUGAUCGCAACACUGGAUACCGUAUCCCUGGAGACCUGGCCGAAGAGAGGGCAAGCGUUGCUCUCAGCUACGAUCAAAGUGGAAAUCCUACCACCAGUCAACUGGCCAAGGAAAGGGAGCUCAUGUACAGCACUGAGAAAAUCAGUGGAUCAUCAUCCUUCCAUCAAAUGCCAAAAGAUCAGCACGUACCUCGCUCUGCCUCCAACCCUGUCCUGAAAGGAGGUGCUCCGGCAAUCAAAGUGGAGAAUGUAGACAAGCAAAAUGGAGUUGAUAUGGUUGAGCCAGCAGCUGAAGACAAUACUGGUGGUGGUGACUAUGAAGUUGAUAUUCGCCCACUUAAGGACCGCUCCAUUCGUGACAAGAUCUUUAUCCUCUGGCUAUUAUUCAUAUCUGUUCUCCUGGUUGUUCUCUUAGCUAUUCCUCCUCCUCCCACUGUUAACAGUGAGUUCAAUCUUGGCUGCAUCCCCAUUGCUUCUGCCGUACUCACUAUGUUAGCCGAUACGAUCAUUAACAAGAGAUAUGCAUACGAAUCAAUGUUGAAGAUUGAUUGGACUGUCAUCCUUAUGUUCAUGGGUCUCUUCAUUUGGCUUGGCGGCUUCCAGAACACCUGCUUCCCUUACAUCAUCUUUAACGAGCUCGCUCCAUAUAUGAACCUCUACAAGUUUGAGGGGGUCCUCCUCUUUAGCGUCUUUGUCAUCAUUGGCUCUAACAUAUUCAGUAAUGUCCCACUCGUUAUUCUCAUUGUUCAUCGCAUUGAUGAGCUCUGUGGUGACGUUCAGUGCGAGGGACCUCUUGGCGGCCUUCUUCUGGCCUGGAUCUCGACCAUUGCUGGUAAUUUCACACUCAUUGGUAGCGUAGCUAACCUCAUUGUGGCUGAGAAGGCUCGCAGCUCUGCCGAUUAUCGCCUUACCUUUUGGAACUACAUCAAGUUUGGUUUCAUAUCCACUAUAGUUGUCAUCUACCUUGCUCUGCCUAUUGUGUACUUCCUUGGAAGGGUAGCUUAAGACUGAACAGUCAUUGUUAUUACGAUGUAUGUAGUGCAAAUAAGAACAUUAUUACUUUAGUUCUUACAUGUUUUUUUGCUUUUUUUGUGUUUACUCUGUUCCUUGAUAGUGUAAUUAUUACCUUUGUCUUUAUUAGAAUUAUAUUAUAAAUAGUUUAA